Molecule: messenger RNA, 1390 nt
Organism: Pelagomonas calceolata
Lineage: Eukaryota; Pelagophyceae; Pelagomonadales; Pelagomonadaceae
Source: the annotation of a GenBank genome assembly
UGCCGCCACACAGAGCUGCUCUCCGAGUCACAGCUCGCACCCCAGGACACCAGAACUCCUCGACUGCGCGCCGUUUACACCCUGACAAUGAUGCGGCAGCGCCUGCUCGUCGCACUGCUCUUGCGAGCCUGCAGCAGCAUGCGCACGCCCCAGGCCGCAGUCACACGCCGCAGCAUCGGUGGGCUCGCGGCGGCGGGCGUCGCGCUGCGGCCGUCGUUGCCGGUGCUUGGCCAGCGUUGCAUGCGUGCCUUCGAAUUGCGCGCAGUUUUUGUCGACGCGCGGCGGGUCGCAUCGUCGACGGCGUAGGAGAUGCUUCGCGUCGAUGGCGUAGAGCGCCACAGAUGCCUGGCGUCGACGGCGUAGAGAGCGCCACACCACGGGCAUUUUUUGUCUACGCGCGAGCGUCACAGCACAACCGACACAGGCCUUGGCAAAAACGGACGAGGUCUUCGCGCCGGCGCCGGGCUCGCUCGCCGGCCGCACGGUGCUCAUCACGGGCGCGAACUCGGGCCUCGGCCUCGAGUCGGCCGCGCGGCUCGCCGCGGCCGGCGCCGACGUCGUCGCGACGGCGCGGACCGACGCCAAGGCCCAGCAGGCCGUGAAUGAAAUCGAAAAACGCACGGGCCGCAAAGUAUCAGGCGUCGCCCUGGACCUGGCUGAUUUGAAGAGCGUCAAGUCGCUGCCGAGCCGCCUGCCCAAGUCCGUAUCGAAAAUAGACGUGCUGAUGGAGAACGCGGGCGUCAUGGCCAUCCCCGAGCGCCUCGCGACGAAGGACGGCUUCGAGCGGCAGAUUGGCGUGAACCACCUCGGCCACUACGCGCUCGUCGCGAGUUUGCUGCCGCUGCUCGAGAAGAGUUCCGCUUUUAGGAUCGUGGCCGUCUCGUCGGACGCGAACAAGAUUGUAGAUGGGAAGGCCAUCGCCCAGGCGCUGGACGCGAACCUCGAGCCGCCCUACGGCGCGUGGACGAACUACGGCCUGUCCAAGGUUUUUAAUGUUCUAUUUGUCGAGGAGUUGCGACGGCGGCUCCCGUCAAAAGGCACCGCCGUGGCCGUGCACCCCGGCGUCGUGCAGACGGACCUGUCGCGGUAUCUGGUCCAGGGUGUCGACGCGGCCGAGGCCGGCGUGUCGCAGACGGAGGCGUUCGAGACGAUGUCGCCGCUACAAAAGAAGCUCAUGGAGGGCAUGGCCAAGUUCAUCUUGCCCGUGUCUUUGGGCGCGAACGGCCAAGUGCGCCUCGCGGCCGAGGCGGACCUCGCAGCCGACCCGGGCGGCCCUUACUUCGACGGUCUGAAGCGGGGGAACCCAAACAAAGCGGCGGGCGACGCGGCGCUCGCGCGGCGGCUCUGGGACGUGUCCGAGCGGCUCACGGGGGCGACGAUAAAUCUUUGA